Molecule: messenger RNA, 3171 nt
Organism: Rotaria sp. Silwood1
Lineage: Eukaryota; Metazoa; Rotifera; Eurotatoria; Philodinida; Philodinidae
Source: the annotation of a GenBank genome assembly
AUGACAUCCAUGAUGAUCGAUGAUCCGAAUGUUAAUGAUGAAUUACCGAAUUCAUCUAAAGUAGUUAAAUUUUCUAAUUUAUGUAAUUUACUUGAAAGAAUAUCAAAAAGUCAAGGUGCUAUUGCUAAACAAAAACUAAUGACAAAAUUUAUAAGUGAUUGGCGUAAGACACAUAAAGAAGUUCAUGCGAAUGAUUUACCAACUUCAACGACGACAACAACAACAACAACAACUACUACUACUGAAGGACAAACAACAACAAGUGGUAGUCUUAGUGGAACAUCACCGACAAUUAUGCAAGAUUCAUUUUAUCCAAUAUUACGUCUUCUUUUACCACAAUCAGAUCGUGAACGUAUUGCAUAUGGUUUAAAAGAAAGUAAACUUGGUAAACAUCUUGUUGAAGUACUUAGUAUUUCAAAAGAUAGUGAUGAUGGAAAAAAAUUACUUAAUUUUCGUGUACAAAAAAAUACACGUACACAAAAAGGAAGUGAUUUUGCUGAAGUAGCUUAUUAUGUACUUAAAAAUCGUUGUAAUGAAGAUGUUACAAUGAGCAUUUGGGAAAUAAAUAAAAUUUUGGAUGAAAUUGCCGUAGAAAAUGGAAAAGGAAAAGAAGGUCAAAAGAUUAUCGAUCAUCGUCUUACGUACUUGCUUCGUCAUCUCAGUGCACUUGAAUUAAAAUGGCUCAUUCGCAUAUUAUUAAAAGAUUUACGUAUAUCAUUAAAAGAAAACUCUAUUCUUGAAUGUUUUCAUCCAGAUGCAAAAGAUUUAUUUGAUCAUACAAGUAAUUUAUUUAAAGUAGCUAUUUAUUUACAUGAUCCAGAAAAACGUUUACAUGAAAUUGGUCUUAGUUUAUUUUCACCAUUUCGACCUAUGCUUGGUGAAAGAACACGAGCUGAUAAAAUUGAACAAUUAAUUCGUAAAAAAUCUACUAAUCCAACAGCAGCUUUAGCUGAAUUUUAUAUUGAAACAAAAUAUGAUGGUGAUCGUUUUCAAUUACAUCGUGAUAAAGAUCAAUUUAUGUAUUUUUCACGUAAUGGUCAUGAUUAUACAAGUGUAUUUGGUCCUGAUGCUAAUAAUAUUGGUACAUUAACACCUUAUAUUGCAAAUACAUUUAAAAUUGAUUGUGAAAAAUGUAUUAUUGAUGGUGAAAUGGUUAUUUAUAAUCGUAAUGAAAAGAUUAUACAUUCGAAAGGUGAUAGUUUUGAUGUUAAAUCAAUUCAAGCAAAUGAUUCCCAAUUACAACCAUGUCUUAUUGUAUUUGAUAUAUUAAUGUAUAAUGAUGAAAUUUUAACAAAUAAACCAAUGAAUGACCGUUUACAAUAUUUACAUAAAAAAAUUCUUGAACCUAUUGAAGGACGAAUUAUUUUUUCAGCUAUUAAACCGGGUACAAGUAAUCAAGAUGUUAUUAACGAAUUAAAUUUAGCUAUUGAAGAACGACAAGAAGGUAUUGUUGUUAAAGAUCCAUGGUCAGUUUAUAAACCAAAUGUUCGAGAAAAUGGUGGAUGGUAUAAAAUUAAACCAGAUUAUACUAUUGGUCUUAAUGAUGAAAUCGAUUGUUUGAUAGUUGGUGGUUAUUUUGGUACAGGUCGUUUACGUGCUGGUAUGCUUUCUCAUUUUCUUUGUUGUGCUGUUGUUAAACAAGCAAAUACAGCAAAUAAUUCUGAACAAAAAAAUCCUGAUGAUGAAAAUGCUACAACAUCAACACAAUGUAAACCUGAUGUACGUGAUUAUCUUUAUUAUACAUUUUGUAAAAUUGGUUCCGGUUAUACACAUAAAGAAUUACUUGAUUUUAAUAAUCGUUUUGCUAAUAAAUGGAAACCAUGGACAAAAAAAACUGCACCAUCAUAUAUAUUAUGUACACAUGAAAAACCUGAUGUAUGGAUUGAACCAAGUGAUUCAUGUAUUGUACAAGUUAAAGCAACUGAAUUUAUGGCAUCAGAUAAAUAUAAAUGUGGUUUUACAUUACGUUUUCCACGUUUAGAAAAAUUUCGUGAAGAUAAAGCUUGGUAUGAAUGUGUUACAUAUCAAGAAUUAAUUGAUUUACGUGAAAGAAAUGCUGGUAAAUUAGCAUCACGUUUUAUGGAACAUGAAUUAAAUGAUGAUUUUGAUUUAAAUGAUGAUGGACAACGUACAAUAACAUUAACAAAAAAAUUACAACAAAAAUCUCGACAAAUAGCUAAACCAACUGUUGAUUCACGUUUUCGUGGUAUCGAUCAACAAUCAGUUAAACAAACUGGAGAUUUUUUUUCAACAUUGGAAUUUUGUAUUAUGGAAGGAAAUACAAAAUAUACAAAAGCUGAACUUGAAAAACUUGUUUAUGAAAAUGGUGGAACUUGUGUUCAAAAUGCAUUAUCAAAAACUUAUUGUGUUGUUACAGAUAAUCCCAAUAGUAUUCGCCUUCGUACAUUAAUUAAAAAUAAACAAAUUGAUAUCGUACAUAUAGUAUGGUUAAUACGUUGUAUUGAACAAAAAAAUUUAUUACCAUAUUAUUUAUCAGAUUUAAUAUCAUGUACAGAUAAAACUCGUCAAGCUCUCAAUUUACUUUAUGAUGAAUAUGGUGAUGCAUAUUAUACAUCAACAAAUGAAAAUGAACUUCGAGAAAUUUUUAAUAAGAUGACAUCAACAUCAACAACAACAACAACAUCAACUCCAUCGUCACCAGUAUCAACACCAAUUAAAAACUUACCAACAAAUAAAAAGCGUCGUCUUAAUGAACCAAUUCCAUUAUCACAAUCAACAAUAAAUAUUGAUACAAUAUCAAAUCCAUUGGAUGAUAAUGAUAAACUUCGUUCAUUUAUAUCUGAAUUUGAAAAUGCUUAUUUUCCUGAUGAAUCAUAUGAUUAUGGUCUUUUUCGUUUAUUUUAUAUUUAUUUUGAUCAAUAUUGGACUAUAGGUGAUGAAUCAACACUAUUUAUUGAUCCAAAUCAUAGUUUAAUUAUAUUAGAAGGUCAAUUGCAUGGUGCACGUAUAGCACAUAAAUUAACAUCGGAUGUUACACAUGUUGUUUGCGCUAAACCAAAUGUUGAUGAUAAAAAAUUAAAUGAACGUAUAAAUUUAUUUAAAAAAAUCAAUCGUGAACGUGCAACUAAAUUUCAUUUAGUUAGUUAUGAAUGGAUAAAAAAUUGUAUUGAAAAUCAACGCCUUCUUAAAGAAUUACCGUACGCUCUGUAG